AUGUUGGCAAAAAUGAAACUAAAAAAAAAGAAAAAUGAGGAAGACGAAAUGGGGAAGAGCGAAUUAGGAGUAAGGACGUUUAAUAUAGAAGUGAGCGAAAAAAUUAGAAGAGAAAAUUUUAAUUUACCAAAAAUAAAAAGAAAUGGAAUGUUAACAUACGAAGAUAAUAAUGAUGAUGAUAAUGACAAUGAUGAUGAUGAGAUAGGCAACAGGACGGAAGAACAAAAGAAAAGAAAAAGUAAAAAAAUAGAAAGAGAAAAAUUAAAAUUAAGAAAAAUGUUAGAUAAGAUAAAAAAAAAAAAAAAAGAGAAAAUAGUUAAAAGUCCAAUAGAAGAAGAGAUGCUGAAAAUUUCGAAUAAAAUGAAACAUCUUCAUGAUAUUAAAAAUGAGAUAGCAACAAUUUCAAAUAGUAUUAUAGGGGACCAGAAUCUUAACAUUGAUAAAAUGAAUUUGCUAUUUUAUAUUUUUAAUGAAAGCUUAAAAAGAAAAAAGGAGUUAUCCAAAAAUUGGGACGAUAAUAGAAGCGACAAUAAUAGCAGUAGCGGUAACAGUAACAGUAACAUUAACAGUAAAAGUAAAAGUAGUAACAUGCGUAAUGACAAUAACACUAGUGGCAGUAUUGCAGUUAAGAAAAAAAUCAAGUAUUAUGAACAUAUAAACCUCUUAAGCUGCAUAUCUAUAUGCACAGUUCUAAAAUAUAUAACUCCAUCAUAUAAAAUUUUAAAGACGGAUUAUCAAAAAAAUGACAAAAGUGGAAACACCAAAUUUAACAAUCAUAAUAGUAGUAACGGCUUAAUGAUAAACUACAAGAAAAAAUCAUAUAUGCAAGGAAACAGUUACUCCAAUAUUGUGCAAACUGUAAACAUGUUAGAAAAAAAUACGGUAAAAUAUUUUAAAGAUUUCUGUGUAAUAUUAAAAGGAAAUAUACGUGACAACAUAACUGUUUAUGUAAAUUUAUUAUGUGAUAUAGUAACAGUUAAUUUAAACUUGUCUAAAGAUGAAAAAUUAUUUGAAUAUCUUUUAUUAUAUUCCAAUAUACAAACAUACAGUAUGAAGAAGUAUAAUAGAACACAAGUUAAGAAUAAAAAGAUGAAGGGAAAGCACAAGAUUAACUGUGACAUACUUUGUAUGAAAUGCUUAAAUACUGUUAAAGAAAUAAUAGAUAAUGAUAAUAAUUUAUCUAUUACAUUAUAUUUAAUAGAUCAUUUUGUAAAUAUUUUUUUUAAAAAAGAAAAAUAUAUUAGUCCUAACCUCUUAAAAAUAUUUUCAAAAAUAUGUAUAGGGGAGAAAAAGAUGAAUGCAAAAUUAUAUUCUAUGGACGAUAUAGGAAAUGCGGAAAAUAACGAAGUGAAUAAGGAAUUAAGAAUAAAAACAAAUAUAAGUGGGGAGCUAAAAAUAAUGGAAAAAAAUAUAGAAAAAAUAUUAGAUCAACUAUUUUUGGUUUAUUUGUGUAUAUUAAGAGAGUAUAACAAAUAUUCUACGCCACUUGUAAAAAAUGUGCUGCACGCUAUUUCGUAUUAUGCAUUAUAUGUAAAUAAGAUACUCAUGGAUGAUGUUUUUAAAGAAAUUAAGAGUUUGGCUACGGCAAAUAGUAACAAUAUCACUCGUAGCGGAAAUAGCGGUUGCUUUGGCGUUAACGUUGUUAGCGGAGUUAGCGGCAAUAGUAACAGUAGGGACAAUAGAAAAAUUGUUCCCAGCUGCCUCAUACUUACAUCUAUCCAUAUAUUUCUUGAAACAUUAAAUAAAGUUAAUGAUAGCAUAUACAUUGAUUGUUCAUGGAUUGCUGUUUCUCUUUUGAAUUUGCUGGAGUCAGCCAUUCCCUUCUUGCACAGUGGUUCAGCCUACUUCUUAUUAGAACAGAGAAAUUUUAUGUAUAAUAGUUUUCAAGAUUGCAGUAAAUUUUCUCGCUAUUUACCCAGUGCCAAGGAGGAUCAUACAGUGACAAGUGGAAAAGGGCAGAUUAGUGCAAACCGAUUAAACGAAAAUAAUUGUUUAGAAAACAAGUGGAAUAAAGAAAUAGGGAGAGAAGAAAAAUACAAUUUUUGCUCUGAGCUGUUAUAUUGUAUUGAUUUAUUACUAAAAACUAAAAAUUUUACAUAUAAUUAUAAUAAUUUUAAAUCUACUAAUAAUCAGUUAUUAUCCCGAAUAGUGUACCAGCUGUGUACUAUUUCUCUACAUGCAGAUUAUGUAAUAUCAUUUUCUAUUUUAAAACUUGUUCAGAAUAUUUUGAUUAAAUACCCGUUAGUUAAGCCUGUUGUAGAAAAAGAAGGUACAGUCAUAUUUCUUAUGAAUGAUACCUUAUCAACCUUUUUUCAAAAUACUUUAUUUCAUUCAUGUUUUUUUAAUGAUAUAUCAUCUCUAGCCAUGGACAUAUCAUUGAAUGACUCUAAUGAGGAAUACACUACAACACUGCAAAAUUACAUUCAUCAAAAUAAAUCUGACAUACAAAAUAAAAUUAUUAAUCUUAACUUUAAUUUGAACGAACAAAAAAUAAUAAACAGAGAAAAUUUUGAGAAAUAUGACCCAUACGAUGUAUUCUAUAAAAAUACACAAAAACACUUUAGAGGUUUAUGUCAAGCUGAUAUUGGGAAAAACUUUAAAAAUGUUUAUAUGGAUGAUAAUUUUUUUUUGUCUCGAAAAAGUCCAAGUGCAGGCGUAACGUUAGACACUAAUGCAAGCAUAUCUGUUAAUCAACUACCUCCAUAUAUGUUAACAGCAAUUGAUUUUAUUGAGAUAGUUUUUUCUCCUUACGAAGAAUUAAUAAAAUAUUUUCAGAAGGAACAGGGGGAAAAAGAAAAUAUCCAUCAUUUUGACAACGCACAUACAAAGGGUUACCCUAAUUCUGUGAAGAGUUAUAAUGACCAAAAGCACAAUAGAAUGUAUAGGAAAACAAAGGGGAAAAAUAUUCAUAAAAAGAAGGGGCGCAGAAGGUAG
Plasmodium malariae is the source of this 2934-nucleotide messenger RNA. RefSeq names its product conserved Plasmodium protein, unknown function. Bases 1 to 2934 code for a protein of 977 amino acids. NCBI's taxonomy places the organism in Eukaryota, Apicomplexa, Aconoidasida, Haemosporida, Plasmodiidae. Gene Ontology annotation, biological process: DNA replication initiation. Gene Ontology annotation, molecular function: chromatin binding. The transcript has a single exon. The record is from RefSeq and is a predicted model, not a curated record. Gene Ontology annotation, cellular component: nucleolus.